AUGUCUUCUACGACACAAACGGCAGCUUCGCCAAUCGUUGUUAAUACAUGGCCAUUUAUAAAUGCGACACGAAAUGCUUUUGCUACAUUGUUAACACCCGGCGCAACCUGUUUAGAUGCUGUUGAAGUCGGCUGUCGAACAUGUGAAGAUGAACAAUGUGAUGGUAGUGUAGGAUGGGGGAGUCAUCCGGAUGAAAAUGGAGAAACUACUUUGGAUGCUCUUAUUAUGGAUGGGAGUACGAUGAGUGUUGGUGCUGUUGCAAAUUUACAUCGUAUCAAAAAUGCCAUUGGUGUAGCUCGUGCUGUUUUACGGUAUUCAACACAUUCUCUAUUAGUCGGCGAAAGCGCCACUAAAUUCGCCAUUGACAUGGGCUUCAAAGAAGAAGACCUUCAUAGUAAUGCAUCAAUUGAAGCAUGGAAUAAGUGGAAAAGUUCAAAUUGUCAACCGAACUAUCGACGUAAUGUACAACCAGAUCCAACUACAAGUUGUGGACCGUAUACACCUAAAUUUGAAGCUGGAAAAAUCUACACUUAUACUGAUGAAGAAAUUCCAUCACAUCGUCCAUUACCAGACGGAGAGCAUGAUACCAUUGGUAUGCUUGCUGUAGAUCCCAAUGGUAAUAUGGCAGCAGGUGCUUCAACAAAUGGUCUUCAAUUUAAAAUUCCAGGUCGUGUUGCUGAUUCAGCAUUGAUCGGCAGUGGUGCUUAUGUUGAUAAUGAAGUUGGUGGCGCAUGUGCUACAGGUGAUGGGGAUGUCAUGCAACGGUUUGUUCCUUCUUAUCAUGUUGUGCAAUUAAUGCGACAAGGUACUGCACCUGAUGAAGCAUGUUCAGAUGCCAUAGCACGUAUUGCUAAAUUCUAUCCAAAUUUUACCGGUGCUGUAUUAGCACUCGGUAAAGAUGGACGACAUGGCGCAGCUUGCCAUGGUAUGAACUCAUUUCCAUACUCUGUGAUGCAGCAAGGCUGGAAAGAUCCACAAAUCGUACAAAUUCCUUGUCUUAAACUAUGA
This is a messenger RNA of Rotaria socialis, 1008 nucleotides long. The record is from the annotation of a GenBank genome assembly. Lineage: Eukaryota; Metazoa; Rotifera; Eurotatoria; Philodinida; Philodinidae.